UUUUUCUCAUCUCCACAGAUCUCUCAGAGGAGAAUGGGUAUAAGAAAUCAAUCCACAGUGACAGAGUUUCUUCUUUUAGGAUUAACUGACCAACCAGAGCUUCAGUUGCCCCUUUUCUGCCUCUUCUUAGGGAUUUAUAUAGUCACUGUGGUGGGAAAUCUCAGCAUGAUCUCAAUAAUCGGGUUAAGUUCUCAACUUCACACCCCCAUGUAUUAUUUCCUCAGUAGUUUGUCUUUUUUGGAUAUCUGCUAUUCUUCCGUUAUUACCCCCAAAAUGCUGGUAGGGUUUUUACGCAGAGAUAAAACUAUCUCUUAUUCUGGAUGCAUGACUCAGCUGUUCUUUUUCUGUAUUUUUGUCAUUUCUGAGUGCUACAUGUUGGCAGCAAUGGCCUAUGAUCGCUAUGUCGCCAUCUGCAGCCCCCUGCUCUACAAUGUCACCAUGUCCUUUAAGGUCUGUAACCUGCUGGUGGCUGCUGUCUUCUCAGUAGGUUUUACUGAUGCUGUGAUUCAUGGAGGUUGUAUAUUAAGGUUGACUUUCUGCAGUUCAAAUGUCAUUAAACAUUAUUUCUGUGACAUUGUCCCUCUUAUUAAACUUUCCUGUUCCAGCACUUAUAUUGAUGAGCUUUUGAUUCUUGUCAUUGGUGGGUUUAACAUGGUAACUACCAGCCUGACAGUCAUCAUUUCAUAUGCUUUUAUCCUCUCCAAUAUCCUCCGCAUCCACUCUAAAGAGGGCAGGUCCAAAGCAUUCAGCACCUGCAGCUCCCACUUGACAGCUGUUCUUAUAUUUUAUGGGUCUCUUAUGGCCAUGUAUCUCAAACCUGCUUCUAGCAGUUCACUCACCCAGGAGAAAGUAUCCUCAGUGUUUUACACCAUUGUGAUUCCCAUGUUAAACCCCCUCAUAUAUAGUUUGAGGAACAAGGAAGUGAAAAAUGCACUGAUAAAACUUUUAAGAAGAAAAAUGUCUCCAUAA
Molecule: messenger RNA, 969 nt
Organism: Pteropus alecto (black flying fox)
Lineage: Eukaryota; Metazoa; Chordata; Mammalia; Chiroptera; Pteropodidae
Product: olfactory receptor 8D4
Exons: 1
Coding region: 34-969 (311 amino acids)
Biological process (GO): sensory perception of smell; G protein-coupled receptor signaling pathway
Cellular component (GO): membrane
Molecular function (GO): odorant binding; G protein-coupled receptor activity; olfactory receptor activity
Source: RefSeq, a predicted model, not a curated record